Molecule: messenger RNA, 1038 nt
Organism: Metarhizium robertsii ARSEF 23
Lineage: Eukaryota; Fungi; Ascomycota; Sordariomycetes; Hypocreales; Clavicipitaceae
Product: class III chitinase ChiA2
Exons: 1
Coding region: 1-1038 (345 amino acids)
Biological process (GO): carbohydrate metabolic process
Cellular component (GO): extracellular region
Molecular function (GO): chitinase activity
Source: RefSeq, a predicted model, not a curated record
AUGCCCUCCCUCUUCAGCACCCUCGCAAGCCUCGCGCUGCUGGCCAGCACCAGUCUUGCCGCACCGCUCGCACCGCUCGCACCUCGCGCCCCAGGCGCCCAGAACGUCGUCUACUGGGGCCAAAACGGCGGCGGCGUCGUCGAGAACAACGCCCUCGCAGCUGACUGCACCGCCUCGUCCGGCAUCGACAUCAUCGUCCUCGCCUUCCUGUACCAAUACGGCAACGGGCACACGAUCCCCUCCGGCACCAUCGGCCAGUCGUGCUACAUCGCCCCCUCGGGCGAGGGCCAAAACUGCGACGCCCUCGCCAAGGCCAUCGACACCUGCCGAACCAACGGCGUCAAGGUGCUCCUCUCCCUGGGCGGCGCCUCGGGCGCCUACUCGCUCACCUCGCAGCAGGAAGCGGAAGCCAUCGGCCAGAACCUCUGGGACGCGUACGGCAAGCCCGGCUCCAACGCGGCCGUCCCGCGCCCCUUUGGCAACACCUCGGUCGACGGGUGGGACUUUGACAUUGAGAGCAACGCCGGCAACGGCUUCUACCAGUUCAUGAUUGCGAAGCUGCGGGCCAACUUUGCCUCGGACCCGGGGCGCGCGUACCUCGUCACGGGGGCGCCGCAGUGCCCCAUCCCGGAGCCCAACAUGAAUGAGAUUAUUACCAAGGCGCAGUUCGACUAUCUAUGGGUGCAGUUCUACAAUAACCCGGGGUGCUCGGUCGACGGGACCAUCAACUUUGCCGAAUGGAAGAGCAACGUGGCCGGCACGCCGUCGGCCAAUGCCAAGAUCUUCAUUGGCGUGCCGGCCUCGCCGCUCGGCGCGACGGGCACGGCCUCCGGCGCCAGGUACUACCUCGAGCCGGGGAAGCUGGCGGCCCUCGUGGGCCGGUAUAGUAGCGAUCCCGCGUUUGGCGGCGUCAUGAUGUGGGCGGCGGGCUUUUCGGACGCCAAUGUGCGUGAUGGGCGGACGUAUGCCCAGGUGGCCAAGGCCAUUCUGGCCAAUGACACGGCUGUCCCGACGGAUGUUGAUGCGAGCGCUUGCUAG